This is a messenger RNA of Neohortaea acidophila, 600 nucleotides long. Its product is annotated as rho2 like protein. Gene Ontology annotation, biological process: small GTPase-mediated signal transduction. Gene Ontology annotation, molecular function: GTP binding; GTPase activity. The record is from RefSeq and is a predicted model, not a curated record. The coding region runs from base 1 to 600 and encodes 199 amino acids. Lineage: Eukaryota; Fungi; Ascomycota; Dothideomycetes; Mycosphaerellales; Teratosphaeriaceae. The transcript is spliced from 4 exons.
AUGGCACAGCAGGACAACUCGGUGAUAAGAAGAAAGCUUGUCAUCAUCGGUGAUGGCGCCUGCGGCAAGACCAGUCUCCUCUCCGUCUUCACUCUCGGCUACUUCCCCACACGAUACGUCCCCACCGUGUUCGAGAACUACGUGACCGACUGCCGUGUCGACGGCAAAUCCGUCCAGCUCGCCCUCUGGGAUACCGCAGGGCAAGAAGACUACGAACGCCUACGGCCAUUAGCAUACAGCCAGGCUCACGUCAUCCUCAUCGCAUUUUCCGUCUCCGGGCGAGAUUCCCUCCAAAACAUCACCACCAAAUGGCACCCCGAAGUCCUCGACCGCUGCCCCGGCGUGCCCAUAAUCCUCGUCGGCCUGAAAAAGGACCUCCGCGACGACCCCGUAGCGCAGGAAGAGAUGCGCAAACGUUCCGAAAAGUUCCUUACGCCGGAAGAAGGCGAAGACGUGCGGAGGCGGAUACAAGCGAAGAAAUACCUCGAGUGCUCCUCGCUGACGGGCGAGGGAGUGGACGAUGUCUUUGAAGCGGCCACGCGGCAGAGCCUGCUGAGCGCCGACCGAAAGGAGAGGAGCGGCUGCUGCGUCGUCCUUUAG